CAAUGGCCAACUCAUUGUUCCAGUCUUCUCAGGACUAUUGCGCUCUAAUUCGUCGUUUGAACGACACUUCACCUGGAUACAAAGGACUCGAUGAUUUUGUGAACAUUAAGAAGGAUACUUGUGGAAGCGCCCCAAAAUUCACGAUCCUUAUAGCCAACACAAACGAAUCUCAGGAGUCCGGCCAAUCCAGCAUCAACCGCCGAGAUUUCGAGGGUACCACAAAGUUGGCCGAAUACCUUCCUCACCUACAAGACCAAAAUGAAGCCUGCAACAUCUUUCUGGUUGAAAAUGUCUGCCCAGAGACUAUUGCUCUCUUAGGUGGGUUUUUUGACAUCAAUCCGCAGUUCUUCGCGGACCACGUAAAGAAUGGAGAUUGGUUCAAGGAUGGAAAUUUGAUGGACUUACUUCCUGCCCUGCCCUCGAGCCAGAAGUGGCAUGACUUCUUGCAAAUACGAUUUGUUCAAAGCCUCGCAAUCUCCAAUAAAUCUCUUUCCGUCAACUCAACAUCGAAAUGUGGGCCCCAAGCUGGCGCAGAUGUCACGCAAGACCCUUCCCUGGAUUAUCUAGUCCCUGACGAGAGCAUUACGAGACUACCUCGAAAGGCUGGAAAAUUGAACCUACUGGAACGAGGUGAUGAGAGGCCGGAAUUCCUUCUCUGUACGAAGCAGAAUAUUGCGGUUUGGUUUGGGAAAAGGAGUUCUCAGUCUAAAGGCUGGAGUGCCAUUUUCCUCAUUGACGCCCCGUUCAAGCUCCCUCCAGGUACAGGAUUCUGCGGACCUCCAGUAUACCGCAGCUUCAUGCGCCGUCCGACAUUGGCUAAUCCAUCUAUCAAUGACAUCGGUCCACACGCAACGAACCGCGAAGCCCUUAUCCGCCAUCUCAAAGAACGUCUUUCGACAGACUCGCACCGCCGCUUAGCCCGCUCAGACUGUUUCUUCGUCCUCGGUGAUCUUUAUCAGCUGGCGGCCUCGAACUGGAUCGUGAUCAACGAAUAUGUCAACCGAGAUAUCACAACCAUCGAAUACAAGCUCGAAAGAGAGGAGCAUGGGUUUCGAGAUCUCGAAGCUUAUCUGAAGGAGUUGUUCAUCCACCGCCGUCGGGUCACACUCUACAUUGAGCUCAUCGACGAGACCAAAGAACAAUGUGUGAAACGGGGACCUCAAGCCUGGCCACGAGAUCCAACUUCGUUGCUUGGUGCCGAGCAGGCUCGCGACUGGGAGGAUGAUUUCGUGAAUCUUCAUGCUUGGUUUCACGCUACGUCUCAGAGGAUAGAGAAGAUCAUCCGGCUCCUCACGGCUUUGGUGGAGAUUGGAGAGGGGAAGCAGGGUCUUGUCGAGAAUCAUGGGAUUGCUAGGCUUAGUCUGUUGGCCAUGGUGUUUCUGCCAUUCUCUUCGGUGGCAACGAUCCUGGGUAUUCAAGGCAGUUUCGCGCCAGGAAAAGGCAAAUUCUGGCUCUUUUGGGUUGUGGGUAUUGCCUUAACGACAUUCGUUGUUGGAAUCUUCUUGCUUUAUGAUCGGAUUGUGCAGCGCCUGAAAGCACAGUUUCCUAUGUCGGCGAAGAUAGGGCCUAAGAGGAAGAGGAAUCCUGGAACUCAAGACCAUGAGAAGGGGCUAUGGGAUUUGAAUUCGUAACUAUUGUUUCUUCAUACUCGAGAACCGACUUUUGUCAAUUACUCUUGGACUUGGUGUUGCUUUCGUACUUGGUCAAAAAUGUACUCAAAGCAGAGUGGGGGCGAAACAGUACAAUGUUUUCGAGGGCGAGUAUGUCUGAGAAAAGCCUGAGCAACUCCGGCACACACGGAGAAAACCUGAGCGUUCACCUGGAGGCUAUCUAUUUUUAUUUUUUUAUUAUUUUUAUUUUAGCACUCAAGGGUACCGUUUUGGCUCUCUUAAGGUAUGGUGACAAGUCUUCGUCUUGCUUUAAUCGCAUAUUCUCUUUUGGCUCCGAUUGGUCCGGGGGACACAACCAUACUUGCCGAAAAU
Hyaloscypha bicolor E is the source of this 1982-nucleotide messenger RNA. RefSeq lists its product as uncharacterized. The transcript has 2 exons. The annotation marks the transcript as partial. NCBI's taxonomy places the organism in Eukaryota, Fungi, Ascomycota, Leotiomycetes, Helotiales, Hyaloscyphaceae. The record is from RefSeq and is a predicted model, not a curated record.